Messenger RNA from Onthophagus taurus, 1587 nucleotides. It is a transcript of the gene Nmnat, whose product is annotated as Nicotinamide mononucleotide adenylyltransferase. Gene Ontology annotation, biological process: NAD+ biosynthetic process. Gene Ontology annotation, molecular function: nicotinamide-nucleotide adenylyltransferase activity; nicotinate-nucleotide adenylyltransferase activity. The record is from RefSeq and is a predicted model, not a curated record. NCBI's taxonomy places the organism in Eukaryota, Metazoa, Arthropoda, Insecta, Coleoptera, Scarabaeidae.
GUCAAAUUUGACAGUUCUCAAUAGUAAGGUUAUCAAUGUAGUAUUCAAAGUUCGAUUUCGUAAAGUUCCAUCAAAAGAAUGGCCCCAAACAAGGUAGUUUUAAUAGCUUGUGGUUCUUUUAACCCUCCUACACAUAUGCACUUAAGGCUUUUUGAAAUUGCUCGCGAUUACCUCCAGAAAAUGGGCAUAUGCGAAGUUUUAUUCGGUAUAAUCUCUCCUGUACACGACGCAUAUGGCAAAAAGGACCUCGCUCAAGCAUCACACAGAUUGGCGAUGGCUAAGUUAGCUUCAGAAAGCAGCGAUUGGAUUCGAGUUUCCGAUUGGGAAUGCAAACAAAUGGGGCACAGCAGGACAUAUCUAGUCUUAAAACAUCACCAAGAUCUGAUCAAUAAUAUGAUUAAUAAUAAGUUAAAUGAUAAUGUUAAUGAAGAAGAAGUUGGUUUCAUUCCAAAUUUUGUAUUAAAUAAUUUGCAUGGAAACAUACAGGUUAAGUUAAUAUGUGGGGGCGAUUUAUUGGAAUCUUUUGGAAUCCCCGGAUUGUGGAGUGAUGCAGAUAUUGAAGAUAUUGUUAAAACUCAUGGUUUAGUUGUUAUAAGUAGGGAGAAUUCAAAUCCACAUAAAUUUAUUUAUAAUUCCGAUAUUUUAACAAGAUAUAUGAGAAACAUACAUAUUGUUACCGAGUGGAUAACGAAUGAUAUUAGUUCAACAAAAAUACGAAGGGCUUUAGGAAGAAAUGAUUCUGUUAAAUACUUAGUUCCAGAUAAAGUUAUUGAGUACAUCACAAAAAAUGAGCUUUAUAAUUCUGAAAAAAGUAAGUAUCUUUUACCAUCAAUCGCACAAGAUGGAAAUUUUCUUAUCCCAUCACCAAUGGACAUCUCAACGGAGUCACCGAGUCCAAUAAAUCUCAACUGCAUCAACUUGUGCAACAGCAAUUUAUUCAGUAAUAGGCAAGAGGUGUUGAAAAAACCAGGUUUGGCAGUCAAAAUAAUCACGGACAACACUGGCGAACAUGUGGUAGUCCAUGAUAACGGCAACGAGGAGGUACGUGAAACGUCAAAAAUUGAAAAAAAGGGUUCAUUGAUAAAAGCGUCGAAAAGUUGUGUUAGUUUUGAAAAGUUGGAGGCGAAAUGGUCGUUACAGGGUAGCAAAUCCAACGAUGAUCUCAAAGGAUAUAAAAGUUGUGACGAAAAUUUGAUUAAAUUUAUUUUUACUAAACAUGGUAUUCAAGUUAUAAGCGAUAUAGAAACGAUUGUUUAAAGCGUUCGUUUUUUAUACUUUUAGAUAUUAGUUUAAAAAAAGCUUUCUUUUGUUGAUAACUGUGAUUUGUUGUGAUUAUUUGGAAUGCAUGUGCCAAAUUUGUUGGAAAGAUUGUUACUUUAGCAUGAAAUCCUUUAAAAAAAUUAAUUAAAUUUACUGGGAAUUUCAUAUAACUCGCAAUAUAUUAAUGCAAUAACCAUAGUUACCAAACUACUGUGCACCUGCACUGUCCCACGUAAAAUGCAACAUAACUUAAUAGUGCAGGCAUUGGGUAGUUUUGUAAAGGAAAAGUUUUGCUUGGAAAAGGUGACGUCCUUAUGAUAACCUUGA